AUGGCACCUGUUUCAUUGCCUCCCGGCUUCCGUUUUCACCCAACAGACGAAGAACUCGUCGCUUAUUAUCUGAAGAGAAAAAUUAAUGGCCGCAAGAUUGAACUCGAAAUCAUUCCUGAAGUUGAUCUCUACAAGUGUGAGCCAUGGGACCUGCCAGGAAAAUCUUUAUUGCCAAGCAAAGAUUUGGAAUGGUACUUCUUUAGCCCUCGAGAUCGUAAAUAUCCAAAUGGUUCAAGGACAAACCGGGCUACAAAGGCAGGGUACUGGAAGGCCACCGGGAAGGAUAGAAACGUGAAUUCACAGACGAGGGCUGUUGGAAUGAAGAAAACCCUGGUUUACUAUAGAGGGAGAGCACCACAUGGAGCUCGAACCAAUUGGGUUAUGCAUGAAUACCGCUUAGACGAAAGAGAAUGUGAAACUAAUUCAGGCUUGCAGGAUGCUUACGCCCUAUGCCGUAUAUUCAAGAAGAGUUUGAAUGCCCCCAAAACUGGCGACCAUUAUGUCACAACACCAGCUAGUGAUCGGUCUUCUAGCAUUGACAUAUAUUCUGAAGGAAAAUGGAACGAUUUUGAUAGCUCUGACUAUGCAUCGCCAUUAGUUACAAGUUCAUCCAGUGCAAUCCAGGGCUCUCAAAUGGAUCCAGUUGGCCCAAGUGACGGCAGAUUGAUGCAAUAUCUAUCAGAAGAGGAACUUAGUUUUAGUAAUCAGUAUUCUAACUGUGCACCAAUGUCAUAUCCACAAUCCAAGGUUGAUACAGAAUUAGAGUGUGCAAGGUUGCAACAGAGAUUUUCAUUGCCUCCACUACAAGUCGUCGACUUUCCACAGUCUAACUUUGCUGCUGAUACCAGUACAUCACAUUCAAUUGCUUUCCAAGAAAAUAGAAAUCACCCUAAUAUUUUGGAGGAAAUUUUAUCUAUUGCUCAAGUUUCUCAGGAUUUUCAAAAUCCAAACACAACAUUGGAUGGAAUUUAUGCUGAAGCUGAUGAGUUUUUCUUUCCGCCCCAUUCUAAUCAAGUACAGGAUAUGUGUUCCCUCAAAUAUACUGACAACUUAAGAGAAGAACCAGACCAUAGGUCCAUUGAAAUUGGAGAGAAGGAUGAAGUAGUCCAAUCUGGGGGAAUGGUUGAGAACUUGAGAUGGUUAGGGAUGUCAAAUAAAGAACUUGAAAAGAUGAACUUUUCUGAGGAAUACAAGAUGGUUUCAAUAGAAAAUAAUUCCAACUUUCAUAAUGAGGACCAUGAUUUUCAAGGAGAAGCUGGUAACCCCAACUUCAAUACGUGGGAUGAUACAGUGGAUAACGAUAUUUUAGUUGGACUUGUAAAUGACAAUGCAAGUGAAAACUUCUUAAUUGAUGGAGACAUUGAUCACUUCUCGAGCAGUCCAAGCUUCGAGGUUUUUGAAAAAGUUGAAAUCAACCAUGGAUUGCUAGUUUCAACGCGACAAGCCCCUAAGACAUUUUAUCACCAAGUAAUUCCUUCAAUGACAGUUAGUGUCCAUCAAAACCCCAAGACAAUGCAUGAAUCUCCAGUAGCAAAAUCUUAUUCAAGAACAAUACCUAAGACUAGAAGUUUAUCUAACAAGAUUGCAGUAUUUUCCAGAACUAUAUUCACAGCCAUGGUACAAUGGAGAUCAGUUAGCACAUUUAUCAGUAUGGUGGCACUUUUGCAUACUUAUUGGAUAUAUUUCGUGGAACACAGAGAGUCUACAGAUGAAAACAACUCGGAGAGAAUAGAGGAGUAUUGCUCUAUCAAGACUGUGAAGAUUAUGGAUACCCUAAAUUUGGGAAGAGAUUGCAAGGAAAAUGAAGAUUCAGUUGUUUCAGGAGGAUCCCUAAUUUCUGCUGAGGUUAUAAAACAAUGCAAGACAUUAUACUUCACCAUUGCUUUUGCUUUGUGUAUCAAUUGGAUGCAACACAUAUAG
This is a messenger RNA of Fraxinus pennsylvanica, 1920 nucleotides long. The record is from the annotation of a GenBank genome assembly. Lineage: Eukaryota; Viridiplantae; Streptophyta; Magnoliopsida; Lamiales; Oleaceae.